UGCGAGGGCGCGACUCAACUGCUCUGCUGUAUCGGAUCCUAAAGCUACCUGUUGUGAUAUCGGAUUUAAUUUGCAAUUUUCUCUGACACUAUAUAUCAGAGGAAUUUCUCACUCAUACGCUGAUAAGAUGACGGAUGGGUGCUGAGUUUGAGCGAACACUAGAGUACUUAUUUUCGACCUAUAUGAAAAUACACAAUUGCUUUACAGUCGGGCGAUGCUGAAUCUCUCUCCGAUGAUAGAGGUAUCAGUACCUUCUAUAGAGAGGGAAGUGGAUGAAUCGGGGAAGUUACGCAAAGAUGGAGAUAUUGUUCAAUGGAAGGAAACAUUUUGUUCUACGGAAGCAGACUGAAUUCCAGAUGCUGCACCGCAAGCUAAAGAAGAUGCUGCAGCCACCUGAUUUCCCCAGCAAGAGGAAUCAGCAUUUGCGCACUAAACCCCUGGAGCAGAGGAGGCAGGAGCUGGAGGACUAUAUCCAGGUGAUUCUGUACCAGAACGAAGUGGUUCCUCAAGAGUUGCUGGAUUUCCUGCAGGUGAAACACUUCCAUUCGGCGAACAAGAUCUGCAGUUUUCAUGAAGAAAAAUUGACUGAUGGCCAAGCGCAGGGGUACAGCUGUCAGCUCCUGCAUCAGAAAGUUGUGGGAUUCUCAUGUGACCCCUAUCUCCUCGCAUCAGAUUCAGACCUCCCAGAUAUGGUUGUGGCCGGUGUUCUGCAGGGCAUCUACCCCAGAGACACCAAAGUGAGAUUUAUGCCCUGUUCCAAACCAUACCCUGCUCCCCUGGAGCCAGAGCAUCAGGUUGUGCCUGCCAUCAUCAUAGACCGUGGCAGCCCCAUCUUACCAGCGGACAUGCAGAGAACCUGAGUCAACUCCACACCCGUUAGCCAUCCUGCUGCCAUACACUCGUGAGGAAGCAGAGUCUGUCUGAUUUCAGACCAGAUGGAGACGGUGCCCUCAGCAUUGAUGUGGCUACUGUAACAGCUUAACUAGAAUCAAGAUCAUGGUGCUUUCUAGUUUUGUUUGCAUUUGUCAUAAAUGGCUGCAGGGAAAGGUUUGUACCAUCACAUGUUUUACUGAGACUUUUACUAGAUUAGAACAGUUGUGUGCUUAACUUUUAGAACAAACCCCCAGAUGUAACUUAGUAAUUGCAGCACAGAUGAGGACCAAUUAUGACUGUCACAGUAACGUCUGACUCAAUUGAUAUUGGGUACGUGAUGCACUUUCACAAUCAACUACAUGCAUUGGGUACCUUAGAAUGUAUACCUGUUGACAGCUUGAUCAUUUCACACAAGGAUCAUGUGCAAUUUUGAUGCAAAGCAAAUGUUAAUUCAACAGAUUUUUCACCCAAAGUAGCAACUGUGCAUGCAGAAUUCUGCAACUAUUUUCAGACUAAUCAGUAUUUAAGCAUAUGUGGAUCAUUUUGUUUGCAUUUUUCUUAAAAUAAAAAACAAAACAAAAAAACCCAA
Messenger RNA from Electrophorus electricus (electric eel), 1462 nucleotides. RefSeq names its product sorting nexin 22 (gene snx22). The record is from RefSeq and is a predicted model, not a curated record. Lineage: Eukaryota; Metazoa; Chordata; Actinopteri; Gymnotiformes; Gymnotidae. Gene Ontology annotation, molecular function: phosphatidylinositol phosphate binding.